Messenger RNA from Rosa rugosa (rugosa rose), 5814 nucleotides. Its product is annotated as anaphase-promoting complex subunit 1. Gene Ontology annotation, cellular component: anaphase-promoting complex. Gene Ontology annotation, molecular function: molecular adaptor activity. Gene Ontology annotation, biological process: anaphase-promoting complex-dependent catabolic process; metaphase/anaphase transition of mitotic cell cycle; protein K11-linked ubiquitination. Lineage: Eukaryota; Viridiplantae; Streptophyta; Magnoliopsida; Rosales; Rosaceae. The transcript has 37 exons. The record is from RefSeq and is a predicted model, not a curated record. The coding region runs from base 153 to 5651 and encodes 1832 amino acids.
UAAACGGAGAAAACUUUAGGGUUCAAAACUAUCCCGUUAAUUCACUCGAAAAAAAGAGCGGGAGAGACCGGAGAACACACACACACACUCUCUCUCUCUCUCUCUCACUUCACUGACCUCUCUCCCUCUCUCUCUCUCUAACCAAACCGAAAAUGGGCGUCCGCCACCUCACCGUGCUCGGCGAGUUCAAGCCCUUCGGCUUAAUCGCCGAAGCUCUCGACGGCAAGCCCGCCGAUGACGUCCCGGACAAGUACGAUUACUUCCUCUUCGACCCCGACACCGUCCGAGAUCGCGACGAGACCGACGACCACGACGUUCUCAGCUCCGCCUUCAGCGACCGCUGCGACCACGAGCUCUUCAUUCGAGGCAAUCGGAUAUUAUGGUCAACAGGUCCACGAGUCUGUAAGAGAUUCACCUUGCCUUCUCCAGUAAUCAAGGCUUGCUGGUGUCGUCUGGGUGAUAGGACUAAAGCUAGUCUCUGUGUAUUACAAAUGGCUUGUUUAACAAUCUGCAACACCUCGGGUGAAGUAGUAUCAAUACCUGUAUCGGAAACCAUUACAUCGAUAUGGCCUCUACCAUUUGGUUUACUACUCCAGCAAGCAGCUCAACCGAGUUUGACUACAUAUGUUCCUUCGUUAUCUUCAAGCCCUUUGUUUGGUGCAAGUCCUUCUGUGUCUUCUCUAAGACGAGAAGUACUGCAUACGAGAAGAGAAGUUGGACUAAGUCCACAGCAUAAUUUCAGUUUUGUGAGUGCAAUUGAUCAUGUUGUCAAGGAAGAAACAAGUUCAAUGUCCUCACAUCUAAUUCUGCAAGAUCCAUUGGAAGAACCGCAAUCGGCAUAUAUUGAAGAAAGAGGAAAGUCAAACAUAAUGAAGGAAUUUGAUGAAAAAACUAUCUGGACAAGUGAUCGGAUUCCCCUUAUGGCAUCAUAUAAUACAGGAAAGAUGCAACAUUCUGUGUGGGUCGCGGAAACCAGUAAUUUUAAUCUUGAUCUGGCAAAUGCUAACUUAGUAGAUGCAGUUCCUACUGAUAUUGUAGCAAAACACUUCUCAUUUCGUAGAAUAUGGCAAGGGAAGGGUGCGAAGACAGCUGCUAGCAAGGUUUUCCUCGCGACUGAUGACGAUGCAGCUCCUAUUAUUUGCUUUCUUCACCAAGAACAAAAAAAGUUGCUGUCUGUAAGGCUUCAAAUUGUUGAAAUAAAUAAUGAGCUUCUCAUUGACAUUAAACCUGACAUGAGCUGGAGCAUACCUGCUGUGGCAGCCGUACCUGUAAUUGUUACCCGCCCUAGAGCAAAAGUAGGACUGCUGCCAUAUUCGGACAUGCUCAUUUUGGCACCUGAAAAUGCCCUUCUUCUCUAUUCAGGGAAGCAAUGCCUGUGUAGGUAUAUGUUGCCUUCUUGUUUUAGUAAAGGCCGGUUUUCACAUAGUAUGGAGUUUCCAGAAACAUCCGUUUCCCAGGGUAUGAAGAUUGUGGGAUUGGCUGAUGCUGUUGAGGGGCGUAUCAAUGUUACAGUAAAUAAGGGGCAGAUAUAUCGGUGUGUAUUACGAAGAAGCCCUACAUCUUCUCUGGCAAAUGAUUGCAUCACAGCUAUGGCUGAGGGACUCAGUUCCAGCUUCUACAGCCAUUUUCUUAGUCUUCUAUGGAAAGAUGGCGACUUCGCUUAUUUAUCAGAAGCUGAUUCUAGUGUUCAUUCAGAAUGGGAUUCUUUUCGCAGCAUUAUCAUGGAAAUGUGUCAAUCAAGUACCACUUCUAAAAUGAUCGCGAACCCAAUACCUCAGUCAUCUUGGGAGUUUCUUAUUAGCAGUAAAUUUCACGAAAUUUUUUGCAAAAAUAACUUCAUUGCUCAAAAUUCUUCUGUAAUGUCAUUGGAUGUACGAAGACUGGACGCCUCUCGGUUAAAUACAAAUAGCACCCAAAGGCUAGAGAAAACCUUUUACUCUGAGCUCUUGAUGGAGAGUUUACAUUGUUUGCAUGCAGUAUAUGAAAGCCUGAAACUAAAUAGUCUUCGCAAGCGGGACUUGGAGCUCCUCGGAUCUCUGUUAUGCUAUAUUGCUAGGUUUCUGGGUGAGGAAAGCUAUGUUGACCAUUACAUUCGUGACUUUCCUGGCCUUUCCGGAAGUGUUGGGACAUGUGAAAUAUCCUUUUCACAGGAAUCUCCUCCAAGUUUAUUCAGAUGGCUUGAAAAUUGUUUGCUAUAUGGACACAACUCAGCUAAUACCAAUGAUCUUCCACCAUUGAUUUGUAAAGAGGGAAAGUCUGUCGUGAACUGGGCCCGGAAGAUAGUGUUAUUCUAUAGUUUGUUAACCGGUGCCAAAGAAAUAGGGAAGAAACUCUCGUCUGGUAUUUACUGUAAUAUUGCCACGGGAUCAUACUGCACAAAUGAGGAACUCACAGUUCUAGCAAUGGUUGGGGAAAAAUUUGGACUGCAACAGCUUGACUCACUGCCUUCUGGCAUGUCUCUUCCUUUGCGACACGCAUUGGCUAAGUGUCGGGAAUCUCCUCCCACUGGUUGGCCUGCAGCUGCAUAUGUUCUUCUGGGCCGUGAAGAUUUGGCUUUGUCAUGUUUGGCACAAACAUGCAAUUCUAAGGAACUUGAAACUGAAACUAAUGUGAAUUUCAUCUCUAUGUCUGCACCUUACAUGCUACAUUUGCACCCGGUGACAAUUCCUUCUGCAGUUUCUGAUACAAAUGGAUUGGACAAUACUAAGUUUGAGGACACAGAUUCGAUUGACGGGUCUAUGACAGAUGGUAUGGAGCAUAUCUUCAACUCAAGCACACAGUUGCGAUAUGGUCGUGAUUUGCGACUGAAUGAGGUUAGACGGCUCCUGUGCUCUGCAAGACCCGUGGCAAUUCAAACAUCUGUUAAUCCUAGUGCGUCUGAUCAGGACCUCCAACAGGCCCAGCUAUGGCACCUUGCACAAAGGACUACUGCCCUUCCUCUUGGCCGUGGAGCAUUCACUCUUGCAACCAUAUAUACACUUCUGACAGAGGCCUUUGUAGUCCCGAAGAUUGUAUUAGCAGGUCGAUUGCCUGCCCAGCAAAAUGCAACUGUUAAUCUGGACCCGAAUGUGAGGAAUGUAGAAGAAAUUAAAACUUGGCCUGAAUUCCACAAUGCUGUUGCUGCUGGACUAAGGCUGGCUCCUCUUCAGGGAAAGAUGUCAAAGACGUGGAUCAAAUAUAAUAAACCAGAGGAGCCAAAUGCUGUUCAUGCCGGACUUCUCUUUGCUUUAGGAUUACAUGGUUACCUACGUGUUUUGAAUAUUACUGACAUAUUUCAGUAUUUUCGACAGGAACAUGAAAUCACAACUCUAGGACUAAUGCUUGGCCUGGCAGCUACCUAUAGAGGGACUAUGCAACCAGAAAUAUCUAAGUGUCUUUUUGUUCAUAUACCUGCUCGACAUCCAUCUUCAUUUCCAGAAUUGGAGUUACCAACGCUUCUACAGUCAGCAGCUCUAAUGUCAGUUGGGCUUCUUUAUGAAGGAUCAGCGCACGCACAAACAAUGCAGAUUCUCUUGGGGGAAAUAGGACGUAGAACUGCAGGUGAUAAUGUACUAGAAAGGGAAGGUUAUGCUGUUUCUGCAGGAUUUUCCCUGGGUCUUCUUGCAUUGGGUCGGGGAGAAGAUGCUCUCGGUUUCAUGGAGACAGUGGUCGACAAAUUGUUCCAUUAUAUUGGUGGAAAAGAAGUUAAUGAUAGAUCCAUUUCAUCAACACUAUCAGUAGAUGACAAUCGUGCUGCUGCGCAGAUGAUGGAAGGGACUGCAGUGAAUGUUGAUGUCACAGCACCUGGAGCCACAAUUGCUCUUGCUUUAAUGUUUUUAAGGACCGAAUCACAGGCAAUUGUGUCUAAGCUCUCUAUUCCUCGUACACAAUUUGAGCUGCAAUAUGUGAGGCCUGAUUUCAUUAUGCUUCGCGUCAUUGCUCGAAAUUUGAUAAUGUGGAGCAGGAUUCAUCCUUCCCAAGAUUGGGUACAGUCUCAGAUUCCGGAUAUUAUCAAAAAUGGUGUCAAAUUCCUUGGGGAUGAUACUGAUGAUAUUGAUGAAAUGGAUGCUGAAUCAUUUGUUCAGGCAUAUGUCAAUAUAGUGGCUGGAGCCUGCAUUUCUCUUGGGUUGAGAUUCGCUGGUACAAAGGAUGGGCACGCACAGGAGUUACUUUACAACUAUGCUGUUUACUUUUUAAACGAGAUCAAGCCAGUUUCUGCUACAAGUGGAAGCUUCCCAAAGGGAUUGUCUCGCUAUGUUGAUCGGGGGACUCUGGAAAUAUGCCUGCAUCUCAUUGUUCUUUCCUUGUGUGUGGUAAUGGCUGGUUCUGGGCAUUUACAAACCUUUAAGCUAUUGAGAUUUCUCCGCAGCAGAAAUUCUGCUGAUGGGCAUGUUAACUAUGGCGUUCAGAUGGCUGUAAGCCUAGCAAUUGGUUUCUUGUUCCUUGGUGGAGGAAUGCAGACAUUUUCAACAAGCAACAGUUCAGUUGCCGCUUUGCUGAUUACUCUUUACCCACGCUUGCCAACUGGACCAAAUGAUAAUAGAUGCCAUUUCCAGGCAUUUCGACAUUUGUACGUACUGGCAACGGAAGCUCGCUGGAUCCAGACUGUUGAUGUUGACACUGGUCUACCAGUGUAUGCCCCCCUUGAAGUUACUAUAAGGGAAACUGAGCAUUAUGCAGAAACAAGUUUUUGUGAGGUUACACCGUGCCUUCUGCCAGAGCGUGCCAUUUUGAAGACACUACGUAUUUGUGGUCCUCGGUACUGGCCUCAAGUCAUAGAUCUCGUCCCUGAAGAUAAACCUUGGUGGACCUCUGGGGACAAGAAUAGCCCAUUUAAUUCUGGUGUUUUGUAUAUCAAGAGAAAGGUUGGAGCUUGUUCAUAUAUUGAUGAUCCCGUAGGGUGUCAGUCGUUGCUGUCACGUGCAAUGCAUAAGGUGUUUGGUUUGACAAGUUUAAAAGCACCUAGCCCAUCCUCUAGUGGCCAACAUGGACUUGGUUCAGUUACAGUUGAUCAGUUGGUUGGUACCUUCUCCUCCAAUCCUAGCUUAAUUGCAUUUGCACAACUCUGCUGUGACCCUUCCUGGAAGAGCAGAUCUGAUAUUGACUUCCAGGAAUUUUGCUUGCAAGUGUUAUUUGAGUGUGUGAGCAAGGACAGGCCUGCUCUUUUACAGGUCUAUUUGUCAUUAUACACGACAAUGGGGUCAAUGGCAGGUCAAGUAACUAGUGAUACUGUUGUUUUAUGUGACUCGUUAUCUAUCUCCAAUCUUAAGCUUGCACUAGCAUACAAUGAGGCUUUGUUGAGUGGAAGAUUGACCUCUUCGAGAGGUGGCAUUGUUCAAUCCAACUUUAUAGCAUGUCUUCGGAAGCAGGUGGAAGCACUCCUAGAUUGUUCUCAGGACUUGAAGGAUGAUUUUUGUAAUUAUAUGUAUUCCGGGAAGUGGCCAAAUGCGGAAGAAUCCCAGGGAAAUAAACGUUCAAUACUUCUUUCUUGGUACCUUCAAUGGUUUUGUGUACCAGCACCAUAUGCAAUUAAGACAGCUGUGGACAAAGUCAAGCCCAAGCUCAAGUCAUCCUCAUCUUUGGUCCCUUUUCUGCGGUUAUUAUUUCCGAAAGCUCAUGUCAAUGCUAUUGCUGAGAUAGAUAAGCUCUUCUCAUCCACUAAUGGUAGAUAAGGCAUAGAUGGUACGCUGGAGAUUUGUUCAGAGAUUUUGAUGUCCAGAUUCCAGGUAGGAUCUGUUCUAUUCUGUUUGUAUAACCAAUGUAACAUCUACAUUGUUCAAGCUAUAUAUGCAAAAUGACAACUAAAAUAGGAAUUCUUAUUUAUCUUGGUAAUCA